Molecule: messenger RNA, 207 nt
Organism: Mesorhabditis belari
Lineage: Eukaryota; Metazoa; Nematoda; Chromadorea; Rhabditida; Rhabditidae
Source: the annotation of a GenBank genome assembly
AUGUGUGAUUUAAUUCUCAGCGAUCAAGACGUGCUCAACUCGACUCUCUGGACGAGUCGAGCUCAGCAACCUCAACUAGGUCAACUCUACCGCAACAAAGUGAUCUGUGCCUCUGAUUACAUUUCACCCGGUCAUGGUCCAAUGUUCAAAGUCACCGAUCAAAUGCGACAAAUCGCGCAAUGCCAGGGGAAACUUUCAGCUAGCGGA